AUGAGCUUCCUCACAUCUGUCCAGGUUACUAGCCAGAACUUUUUCAGGGUGGAAGGGUCCAAAUCGCAGAACUUCUUGUGGAAUUCUCUCAUCGAUGGACUCACUGGGAACGUCAAGGAAAAACCAAAGCCAACAAUCGUUAAUGAUCCUCGGGCACCAGAAGAAAUCUUAGCUGAUGAACUGCCCCAGCUGGACAGCCCUGAGGCCUUAGUGAAGACAUCUUUCAGGUUACGGUCUUUGGUAAAACAACUAGAGAGAGGAGAGGCUUCUGUGGUGGACCUCAAGAAGAAUUUGGAGCAUGCAGCAUCAGUCCUUGAAUCUGUGUACAUUGAUGAAACGAGGAGACUUCUGGACACAGAAGAUGAGCUCAGUGACAUCCAGUCAGAUGCCGUGCCCUCUGAGGUCCGGGACUGGCUGGCCUCCACCUUCACCCGGCAAAUGGGGAUGAUGCUAAGACGGAGCGAGGAGAAGCCCCGGUUCAAAAGCAUCGUUCAUGCCGUGCAGGCCGGCAUCUUUGUGGAGAGAAUGUACAGACGGACAUCGAACAUGGUUGGACUGAGCUACCCACCAGCUGUGAUCGAAGCAUUAAAGGAUGUAGACAAGUGGUCCUUUGAUGUCUUCACACUGAAUGAAGCCAGUGGAGAUCACGCCUUGAAAUUCAUUUUCUACGAAUUACUUACCCGCUAUGAUCUGAUCAGCCGUUUCAAGAUUCCCAUUUCUGCCCUCGUCUCGUUCGUGGAGGCCCUGGAGGUGGGCUACAGCAAGCACAAGAACCCCUACCACAACCUGAUGCACGCAGCCGACGUCACUCAGACCGUCCACUACCUCCUGUACAAGACGGGGGUUGCGAACUGGCUGACGGAGCUGGAGAUCUUCGCCAUCAUCUUCUCAGCGGCCAUCCACGACUACGAGCACACGGGGACCACCAACAACUUCCACAUUCAGACUCGCUCAGAUCCAGCCAUUCUGUACAAUGACCGAUCGGUCCUUGAGAACCAUCACAUCAGUGCAGCCUAUCGACUUUUGCAAGAAGAUGAGGAAAUGAACAUUUUGUCCAACCUUUCGAAGGAUGACUGGAGGGAAUUCCGGACCUUGGUGAUCGAGAUGGUGAUGGCCACAGAUAUGUCCUGUCAUUUCCAACAAAUCAAGGCCAUGAAGACGGCAUUGCAACAACCAGAAGCAAUCGACAAGCCGAAAGCCUUAUCUUUGAUGCUGCACACAGCUGACAUCAGCCACCCAGCUAAAGCCUGGGACCUCCAUCAUCGCUGGACCAUGUCCCUGCUGGAAGAGUUCUUUAGACAGAUGUGUAACCUGCUGGGGAUAUUUAUUGCCUGUGAUGACAAAAACAAGACAGACAAGAAGGAUCAGUCCAAUGUUGGCAACGAUUCCAAGAAAGCAGACGGUGUAAAGCGACGUCCUCAUGGUUCUCCAGCCCCAAGCACAGGCUCCUCCAAUCGACUUACAUUGCCAGUCAUCAAGCCUCCCCUACGCCAUUUUAAACGGCCAGCAUAUGCCUCUGGUUCCUAUGCACCAAAUGUUCCAAAGAAGACUGAUGAUCACCCAGCAAAAUAUAAGAUGCUUGACCAGAGGAUCAAGAUGAAAAAGAUUCAGAGCAUCUCCCAGAACUGGAAUAGGAAAUAA
Gracilinanus agilis (Agile Gracile Mouse Opossum) is the source of this 1641-nucleotide messenger RNA. RefSeq names its product phosphodiesterase 1C (gene PDE1C). Gene Ontology annotation, molecular function: 3',5'-cyclic-nucleotide phosphodiesterase activity. The transcript is spliced from 15 exons. Gene Ontology annotation, biological process: signal transduction. The record is from RefSeq and is a predicted model, not a curated record. NCBI's taxonomy places the organism in Eukaryota, Metazoa, Chordata, Mammalia, Didelphimorphia, Didelphidae. Bases 1 to 1641 code for a protein of 546 amino acids.